Molecule: messenger RNA, 1250 nt
Organism: Cynara cardunculus var. scolymus (artichoke)
Lineage: Eukaryota; Viridiplantae; Streptophyta; Magnoliopsida; Asterales; Asteraceae
Product: probable protein phosphatase 2C 34
Exons: 6
Coding region: 115-1221 (368 amino acids)
Biological process (GO): protein dephosphorylation
Molecular function (GO): protein serine/threonine phosphatase activity
Source: RefSeq, a predicted model, not a curated record
AAUAUCUAAAAACCACAAACAACUUAACCCAUAUGAUCAAUCGCAUCCAUUUUCACUCUCACCGGACUUCUUCUCAUUUUCCGGCGACUCUCCGAUCAAAACAAGGAUUGAAUUAUGGGGCGUUUUUCGUCUAUGUUUGAUGGGUUAGCGAGAACCUUUUCGAGUGGCAAGAGAGGAGAGAGUUCUGGGCAAUGUGGUGGAAAGGAAGCUGCAGAAGCCAUUGCAAAAGAUGCAAAGAAGAACGAGAUGAUCUUAAGAUCUUCGGGUACAAUCAAUGUGAACGGAUCCAAUAAUUUCGCUUCUGUUUGCUCCAAAAGAGGUGAAAAGGGGGUGAAUCAAGAUUGUUGCAUCGUAUGGGAGGAAUUUGGGUGCCAAGAAGAUAUGAUGUUUUGUGGGGUUUUUGAUGGUCAUGGUCCCUGGGGACAUUAUGUUGCCAAGAGAGUUUGUGACUCGAUGCCAUCAUCGUUGCUCUGUAAUUGGCAAGAGAUGCUAGUCGAAGGUUCGUUUGAUCCUGAUGUCGACUUGCAGUCUGAUAAAAAGCUUGAUAGAUUCCAUCUAUGGCAACAUUCUUUCGAAAAGGCUUGUGCUGAUGUUGACCAGGAUCUAGAGCAAUGCCGCAAAUUUGAUUCCGUUUAUAGUGGAACCACCGCUUUGACAGCAGUUAGACAGGGUGACCAUUUGGUCGUAGCGAAUGUUGGAGAUUCUCGUGCUGUACUGGCUACGACUACUAAUGAUGGCUACUUGGUACCCGUACAACUUACCAUCGAUUUUAAGCCAAAUCUACCUCAGGAGGCUGAACGGAUAGUGGAGUGUAAUGGGCGAGUUUUCAGCUUAGAGGACGAGCCUGGCCUGCACCGGAUGUGGUUGCCAUACGAGGACUCGCCAGGUCUGGCUAUGUCAAGAGCCUUCGGCGAUUACUGCAUAAAGAAUUUUGGGCUCAUAUCUGUUCCUGAAGUCGUACAAAGACAUAUAACCACCAGAGACCAAUUUAUCGUGCUCGCUUCAGAUGGGGUGUGGGAUGUCGUUUCAAAUGAAGAAGCCGUGGAGAUAGUGUCAUCGGCAGCUGACAAGGCCAAAUCGGCUAAACGACUGGUGGACUAUGCAAUCCGAGCAUGGAAACACAAGCGGAAAGGAAUCGCAACAGAUGAUAUUUCAGCUAUUUGCAUCUUCUUUCAUAAUAACAAUGCUCAGCCAAUUCAUCAUGUAGCUACUCCAAAAUAAAGCCUAACAAAAUCUUUAAGGUUGUUUAC